Messenger RNA from Engraulis encrasicolus (European anchovy), 4191 nucleotides. It is a transcript of the gene eeig2b, whose product is annotated as family with sequence similarity 102 member Bb. NCBI's taxonomy places the organism in Eukaryota, Metazoa, Chordata, Actinopteri, Clupeiformes, Engraulidae. The record is from RefSeq and is a predicted model, not a curated record. The transcript is spliced from 11 exons. The coding region runs from base 380 to 1438 and encodes 352 amino acids.
CACAGAACACUCUGUGCGUCGCUGUGAGCGAAACUGGAAGACGGAGGCGGGUAUGGGGUAUCUCCUCGACCAGGAAUAAAAAGGUUUACAUUUUUUAAAGCGAUGACGACUCGACCAAACUGACUUGUCAGUAACCAAAGAUGUCCUACCAUUGUGAAAGGUUGAGAGCAACGGGGGAGAACUUGGGUGAGAUGUCAGCAGGCGCAAGCUAAGAGGCUAGUGAACUAGCCAGCCAGUCAGCCAGCCACCGCCACCACAGCAUCCGUCCUCAAAAUGUAGCAGCAGCGACGGGUUUUUGAGAAUAUUUCGGCCACCAUACCACUGAAUUCUACACAGGAGGAUUUGCAUUGAUAACGGACUGACUCAUAAAUCCGACAUCAUGAUGAAGAAAAAGAAAUUUAAGUUUAAGGUAGACUUUGAGCUAGACGAACUGUCAUCCGUUCCAUUCGUAAACGGUGUUCUGUUCUGUAAAGUCCGCCUGCUUGAUGGGGGUUUCUCCGAGGAAUCCUCAAGGGAGACGGUGCAGGCUAACUGUGUGCGGUGGAGGAAGCAGUUCAGCUUCCCCUGUAAGAUGAGUGCCAGUGCCAGCACAGGAGUCCUGGACCCGUGUGUGUGCCGCGUGUCCGUCAGGAAGGAGCUGAAAGGGGGAAAGACAUAUGCAAAGCUGGGCUUUGCCGACCUGAACCUGGCUGAGUUUGCUGGCUCCGGCAGCACCAAGCGCAGGUGUUUACUAGAGGGCUACGACACCAAGAACACGCGGCAGGACAACUCCAUCCUCAAGGUGAUCAUCAGCACACAGCUAAUGUCUGGGGAUCCCUGCUUUAAGACGCCACCAUGUACUGGCACUGUGCUGGGCUUCCAAGGGGACGGAGAGCGCCUCCUGGAGGAGAGAAGAGGAGGUGACGGCCAAAAACCAUACCUGGCCAUCUCAGAGUCGGCAGGCCGGUGUGCGUCUCUGCCCGAGGAGCUGGGGGCCUGUGGCCACUCCCGGACCUCCAGCUACGCCAGCCAGCAGUCCAGAGUAUCAGGGUACAGCACGAGUCACUCUCGGUCUUCCUCCAUGUCGGAGUCCUCGCACCGCAGGAACACGUCAGUGGGCAGCGCCUCAACUGGCAUCGCCAGCAUCCCAGAACCCUGUGAACCCGCGCCCACGCUACCUGGCACACCCGAACGCAGCGCCAACAGGCACCCAGUGAAGCAGGACUCCAUGGAGUCUCAGAUGAAGAGGAUGGACGCUACACGCGUGGACGCUGACGAUGUGGUAGAGAAGAUACUGCAGAGCCAGGACUUCACUCCCAACGUGCUCGACUCCAGCACAGAGGAGGAGGGACUGCGUCUAUUCGUCGGGCCUGGAGGAAGCACUGCUCUUGGAAGCCACCACUUACCUGCCAGGGUUGGAGGAGCUGCUGCUUAUGAGCAGGUGGUUAUCAAGCGCUAGACGCCCAGCAGGACUCAACUACACCUGGACAGGAGAGGCAGCCAUGUAGACCCUGAUGGAGGUGGAGGGUGGAGGAUGGAGGUGGAGGGAGAAUAGAGUGGGACUUGCCACGAAACGACAGCUUCAUCAGGAGAAAUCUACCGGCACUCACAAUAGAAACCCCCAACAAAGCCCUUUUUUAUUCCUCCACCACAUGAGGCUACAUUUACCAACGAACAAAUAAGUAGAUGUUUGUGUGUUUUUUUCCUGUUUGUUUCUGUUUGUUUUCGAGUGAACCAGGUGAGCGAUGGCUGAGCCUGGUUACGUGAUGUACAAGCUAUAUGAAGAGCUUGGACAGGUCCGCCGAGUGCUAGUUAAAAACUAAAGCUAUAACCUGAGGCUAUAGGAGCUCUCCGUCUUAUUCACCAAAGCCAUGCCAUUGCGUGUCGAGUUUUGGACAUUUGUACUGUACUGUAUAGUAUAUGUCAGUCUAUGGCCCUCCAGCAAUAUGGCCAAAUAGCCUGUUGCAGGAAGACAGUCUCUCUUGAGGUACCACAGCUGGUCUGUGGCAGGUAGGUAGGUAGGUAGGUUAGGCAUCCACAGUGUGAGGAUGUAACAGUCUUUCUGGACAACAGGAAGGAAUUAAGGAGCAGGGUGCCCAUACUUCGGAUAAGAAAAAAAACUUUAGACCCCCCCUAUCACACCAGAAAGGGGGGAAUUAGGGGGCUGCUAAUGUGACCUAAAACGUAGCACCCUUUAUGGGAUUUUUAAACAAACAUAAUACACAUUUGCUACCUGGUACGUGAGGGGCGCCUGAGAGAAGGGCUGACGAUGUGUGGGCUGGUGGUGGGUAUAGGCCUGGGAGCUCUGGACCUGGGUGCUCUGGACCUAUAGACCCAAUUAUCAAUACAGCCCUGCUGUGUACCUGUAAGGAUAGCCAUCCAGUGUAGAGCUAGGAAGGGCUUUCUGGACAGGCAGCCGUAGGGACAGCCUGUGUAACUAGGGCCCGUUUGAGGACAUGAUGUUCUAUCUAGAAUGUUCCGAAAGGUUCUUGGCUGGAACUGGAACGCUGUGACCCUCCACAGGGAAAGGGCGUGGUGGUGUGGUGCUGCUGCUGCUGCUGCUGCUGCUGCUGUUGUCCUUGUUCUCAGGGCCGCCGCGUGUGUUUCUUUCUUGGGAGCGGGGUGGAAUAUGUAUUCUGAUACUGUGAUAUCAUUGAACAGUUUCCAGGCAUCGAUCAGGAUUAGAGAGCGUCCUUUGACUCUGGUGUCCUUGGUUCUCUUUUGAGCAAAGUGGUGGUUUUGCACGAGGUACAGAGGUGGGAGUGAGAGAGCUUUUGACCGUGCUGGAAACGAUGUAUUCCGCAGAGUCACAUGUGGUCUCUGUGGUCCUCACAAAAGAAAAUAAGUCUCUACCUACACACCAUACACAGUAUUUCACACAAUAUUGCUAACACUAACAUUGUCUGUAUCAGUGAUUUUUACUCGUGAAGUAAUGCUUGUCGUUAGUAUCUCAAUGAAAAGAAAAAUAUAAAACCUGUGUUUUAAAAUGAAUAAGAACUAAACAUCUCAAGAUGAUUAGGUCAAUAUCUGCACAAGUAUCGCCAGUGUUUUUCUCUCUCUCUCUAUAACUAUGACUGUGAACUCAUCCAUGAAAUGUGUGUGUAUAUGUUAUGUCCACUGUGUAUGCACAACAUUCAUAAGCGCUCCCCUCUGCCAUACCGUCAUAAACUGAGGCAUACGCAAAUGCUCUGUGAUACUUGAGGCAUACGCAAUGCUCUGGCUAUCUCUGUGAUGAUUGCUUGUGCUGUUGUCUGCUUGUGAUUUUGAUUGUCACUACUCUGUGUGUGACGUAAACUGAGUGAGUGUAUGAGGCUGUGUGACUCCCAUGAUUACCACACCUCCAUGUCAUGUUACCCAGGACUUGUAAGUUGGAAGUAAUUAUCUGGACUUCUCUCUGGACUGUUCGCUAACAUCAAGCCAGAAAUGAGCAAUGCUCUUGGAUGAAAAGCAGAAUAUCCUGAGUUACGAAAAGAAGUCGGAUUGCUUCAACGGUUUUUAAAAAUAUAUUUUUAGGGCUUUUUUCCCCUUUAUUUGAUGGGACAGUUGAAGAUGGUGACAGGAAGCGAGUGGGAGAGAGAGAUGGAGGAGGAUCGGCAAAUGACCCGGACCAGAAUCGACCCCGAGUCACCAGCGUUGUAACCCAAUGCCCUACCGUUAGGCCACGGCAGGGCCAUAGUUCAACUGUUUUGAAGGUUUAUGAGGCUAUGAGGUGUUGACACACCACCAACCUUCCUCUAAGCUCUUGUGAGAAGCCCUGGAAUAGGACUUGCAUACAACUCAAACACGUGUUGACAGACAUUUUAGUUUUGUUCAUCCUUGAAUUGCCUUUUUUUUGGCAAAACAAAGAGAAAACCUUAUUUCGGAUUUUCUCUUGUGUCGUUAUACACAUGGUCCUCUGUUUCGGUUUGUCAUCACUUCAUUCUGUAACUUUUUUUUACAGUUUUAAGCUUCACCCUUGGUGCACCCUUAACAAUAUCUACAUAAACAUCUAAACUGGAAAUGAAAUGCUUGGUAAGAGCAGGUCAGAUGUAGUAAAUGCCCUAAAGUCUUGUCUAGGUGUCUUUUAAUGCCUUCUGUAAGCUCUACUUCUCUCAGAUGCACUGACGAGGUGCCAUAAUUAUAAGUUAGCACCCUCUGGUGCUGUCUUCUGAAAUUGCUUUGCGUACAGAACUUGAGCAAUGACAUGGGGCCUAUACUACAAAGCUGGUUCAG